Messenger RNA from Papaver somniferum (opium poppy), 2058 nucleotides. RefSeq lists its product as uncharacterized. The transcript is spliced from 2 exons. Gene Ontology annotation, biological process: proteolysis. Gene Ontology annotation, molecular function: aspartic-type endopeptidase activity; nucleic acid binding; zinc ion binding. The coding region runs from base 1 to 2058 and encodes 685 amino acids. The record is from RefSeq and is a predicted model, not a curated record. NCBI's taxonomy places the organism in Eukaryota, Viridiplantae, Streptophyta, Magnoliopsida, Ranunculales, Papaveraceae.
AUGCCAAGACCUCGUCUUGCACCAUUGCGUACUGAAGCAGAAAUCACCCGAGAUGUUAUUGCUGAGCUACAAGCCCAGAUGGCCACGAUUACUACCACUCUCCAAGCCCUUGCUGUUCAGCAACAACCACCACCAGUUAGAGAAAAUAUUGGACAUGAAAAUAAUAAUAACAGUAACGAUGGUGACAACAAAGAAAACCCGUUUUCAGAAAUAGAUAACCCCUUUGGAAAUCUACGCAACAACCGUACCCUGACACAAGACAACGUCCAAAUUGCAGCAGCGGAUAAUCAUUGGGAAACAGGAUUCAAAACCGAGAUACCAGAGUUUCAUGGAAAUUCUUUGGCUGAAGAACUGCUCGAUUGGAUAGUCACGGUGGAAGAAAUUAUGGAGUUCAAACGAUCUCCAAUGGAUCGAUGUGUUCCUGUUUUAACGAUGCGUUUUCGUGGAAGAGCAGCUGCAUGGUGGACACAAUUGAAGACAACUCGUCUUAUGUUUCAGCGUCUCCAUACCAUCCGCCAAGGCACCCGAUCUGUGGCUGAUUACUCCACUGAAUUUUUUUUACUUCUCAAUCGAGUUGAUAUACAAGACUCUGAGCGUCAACUGGUAGCACGGUUUACAGUAGGAUUACGACAACAGAUUCAACACACAAUCAAUCUCUUCCAUCCAUUGACACUGUCAGAAGCACAUCAACAAUCUUUAACUAUUGAGGCACAAACUAAAUCAUCCUGGUCUACUGUUCGUUCUUCUCGACCAAAUCACACUCCGACUGCGACAGAUGACGUUGAUUCUGUCAAAGCAGACACACCCAUUGUUCCAGCUCUUGACAAUCGGCAAACUCGACCAAACUCACUUCGUUGCUUUUCUUGUGGAGAUAUAGGUCACCGACAGUCUAACUGCCCCACUAGAAACAGAAGAGGCCUCCUCCUUGACACUGCUGGUAAUAACGUUGAAGUAAUUUACGAUGAGGAAGCUGCGGAGCCACAAGAUGAAGUGGAGGUUCUUACAGCUGAUAGUGGACCAGCAUUAAUGUUACGACGUGUGUGUUUAUCUCCGUGUGGAACAGAUAUCAACCCUCAACGACAUAAUCUUUUUCAUUCAAAGUGUACUAUUGGAGGCAAGGUGUGCAAAUUCAUAAUUGACUCUGGAAGUAGCGAAAACGUCAUUGCUGAGGAAGUUGUAAACAAGAUUCAAUUAUCAACAGAACUACAUCCCAACCCUUACAAGUUGGCAUGGCUGGAUCGGAAAACCGAUGUACUCAUAACUCGACGAGCAUUUAUUUCUUUUCCGGUGGGUGAUUCAUAUAAGGAUCAUAUUCAUUGUGAUGUUGCUCCGAUGGAUGCUUGCUAUCUACUCUUAGGACGCCCUUGGUUAUUUGAUCUUCGAGUAAAACACGAUGGAUAUCGUAAUACCUACAGUUUUCGUUACAAUAAUCGCAAUUUCACUCUACAGCCUUCUUUGCCCGAGAAACAGCACACACCAUCAGCUUCAGUCCUUCUCUUGCAGCAAAAGGCUUUUGAACAAACACUUCGAGAAGAGGGAUGUGUUCUAAUAUUGAUCAAUUCGGUUGUCAGAGAGCCUUUACCAUCACCUCCAGAACACUUUCAAAGACUAUUGGAGGAGUUUCAGGAUGUUUUUCCCAAUGAGUUACCACCCGGCCUUCCUCCCCUCAGAGACAUUCAACACCAUAUUGAUCUAAUUCCAAAUGUUGUUCUUCCUAAUCGAGCUCAUUAUCGUAUGAGUCCGAGUGAGCAUGAAGAACUUAGACGUCAAGUUGAGGAUCUUGUGUUGAAGGGAUAUUUACGUGAAAGUCUGAGUCCGUGUGCAGUCCCAGCUUUGCUUAUACCAAAGAAGGAUGGAUCUUGGAGGAUGUGUGUCGAUAGACGUGCUAUAAAUAAAAUUACAGUACGCUAUAGAUUUCCCAUUCCCCGUCUCGACGAUCUAUUAGAUCAAAUUGGAGCUGCAAAGAUUUUCUCUAAAUUGGAUCUUCGAAGUGGUUAUCAUCAGAUACGAAUCCGUCCAGGAGAUGAAUGGAAGACGGCUUUUAAAACUCGAGAAUGA